Chironomus riparius is the source of this 934-nucleotide messenger RNA. The record is from the annotation of a GenBank genome assembly. Lineage: Eukaryota; Metazoa; Arthropoda; Insecta; Diptera; Chironomidae.
AAAACACACCGAUAAAGAUUACAAAUCAUUCAACAAAACCAAUAAAAAUCAAGACAACUCUUUGAAAAUUUUAAUUAAUAACCAAAAACCUUCAAUAAAUUUCAAAAUUAAUCAAAAAGCUCAUAAAAAAACAGCAGCGAUCAAACAAUGAAGCGCUCAAAUUCUGAUGACUUCAACAAUUCUGAAUAUGCAGCUAAAAAGAAACAAAGACUGUCAAGCGAAAUGUACAAAAUUGUGAAAUAUUUUGAACCAAUUAAUGAAGUUAUUGAAAUUAGUGAUGACGAUGAGAGAGAAUUGAGUCCAGCUGACAGUGGCUUCAAAGAACCCAGCACAUCAUCCAGCUCAUCACUCAAACAUAUCCCAAUAACCUCAAGAAAGCCACUUUUAGAGCAAUCUUUACCAAAUCGAGGAUCAUCAAGAAUACAAAAGCUUCAAGAAGAAGAACAGAAAUUAACGCAAUCUGAGAAAAUUUUACGACAAACUUUAAAAUACCAAAACUUAAUUCAUCCAUUAGAGUCUACAGCAACAGCAAUAAGUCGGUACAAUCCACAAGUUAACUGCCGGAUACUCACAAAAUAUGAAAUAACAAAACGAGUGCAAUUAGGAAAAAUUAUUCCAAAAGUUCAAGAAUUUCCAUCUGAAAUUGAGUUUCAAGGAUUGAUUUUGCAUCAAUGGAGGAACUACGAUCGUCAACAUCUACAUUAUUUUGUACGGUGGAUUCCAGUGAACGUUCUAGAUGAUGAAUGGGUCAUUGCUGAUCAUGCAAAGGCAACAAAGUUGAAGAAAACAAUGAAAUUGUCAGAACUUAACACGAGGCAGAGACGAAUAAUUUGUGAAAUGAUUUUUAAGGGGUUGAAAAUUUGACUGAAAUUUCAUUUUAAUUUGAAAAGGUAUUUAAAUAAAAUUUGGAAUUAAGUUUAAAACAAUCUAGGAA